Molecule: messenger RNA, 663 nt
Organism: Vigna unguiculata (cowpea)
Lineage: Eukaryota; Viridiplantae; Streptophyta; Magnoliopsida; Fabales; Fabaceae
Source: RefSeq, a predicted model, not a curated record
AUGGCUAAAGCAGAAUCAUCCAAAAGCAGUGUGAGUAGUUUCACAUCUGAACAUGAGGAAAAUAAUUACUAUGAAUUGCUUGAUGCAUUUAAUGAACUGCAUAAGGAAGCUACAAAACUGCAAAAGUCAAAUAGCAAGCGUAAAGGAGAGAUUAAAUGGCUUGAGGGUAGGAUAAAACAGUUAGAAGAGGAAAAUGAGAAUCUAAUAACUUGCUUGGAGAAAUUAGAAAAAUCUGAAAAGCAUCCUAGGUCCAGAUCAAAACUGAAGAAAGCAGAAAUUGUAGAUGAAUCUAAUGAUGAUUACAACUCUGACAGUGAAGCCUUGAGACUAAUGGUAAAGGGGUUCUCAAAAUUUAUAAAAUACAAGAACAAAGCUACCAGUAAUUCUGCAGAAAUUAAAAGAUCCUCUAGGAAGCAAGAAAAACAUGUUCCAACUUGCUAUGAGUGUGGAAAAAUGGGACACAUCAAACCUGAAUGCCCUGUCCUCAAGCUGAAGCAAAAAUUAGAAGAGAAAGGUGAGACAGACAAGCACAAGAAGAAAAGGAAAGCUUACAAUAGUGACUCCAGCUCAUCUAGUGAAUCUGAUGGAAGCAUUGAGGAAGAGACCAACCUCUGUCUUAUGGCUGGAACAAGCUCUUCUAAGAGUAGUGCAGGCUUAUCAUAG